Thamnophis sirtalis is the source of this 2749-nucleotide messenger RNA. NCBI's taxonomy places the organism in Eukaryota, Metazoa, Chordata, Lepidosauria, Squamata, Natricidae. The record is from RefSeq and is a predicted model, not a curated record.
GAGACGCUGUCAUGUUGGCCGGGCUGCUCUUCCAGGCUGCUUGGGUGGCUGUGCUCCUUCACGUCGCUCAGGGCAGAGUCUACACGGGAAGGAGGAAGCUUGCCAACUUCGCCGUAGAGAGACGUCGCAUUGGACCACAUAUUUGUCUCUCUGGUUUUGGAAGUGGAUGCUGUCCUGGAUGGAUACCAUCUCCAGGGAGCGGACAAUGCACACUGCCACUGUGUUCCUUUGGCUGUGGCAGUGGCUUCUGCAUAGCUCCCAAUGUCUGUGCUUGCCGGGAUGGAAGGCAGGGCAUCACCUGUCAAGGUUUCUCGAAGUCCAGCCUGGUCCCUUCUCCCAUUUUGCAGUCUCUACAGCAGCCACAGACUCUGCUACGCCUUUCUCCAGAAUCCAUAGGACCUGUCUUGCCCCCCAGGGGUUCCCCAGACCUUGCUCCCUCGAGUGUACUUGAAACACCAUUUCCUUUUCCAUUUGUUCCCAUUCUCUCUGUGCUUCCAUCAACAGCUUCUCCUGCCUCCUCAUCUCCUCCUCACAGCUCAUCUUCUGCCACCUCUUUCUGGCCCAAAACUGCCAGGCCUUCUCUGCCACCCUUGUUACCAAAGAAGUUUAGCCCAUCCAUUCCCCCAAGCCCUUUGACUCCCUCAAUUCCAUCUGCCUGCUGGCAUGGAGGGGUCCUUCAUGAAGAUAACAGCUCUUGGACAGAGGCACUGUGUCUGAAUUGCUCCUGCGAGGGUGGACAAGUGUUUUGUCAAACAGUGACAUGUGAAGUUUCCUGCUCUCACCCAAUUCCCCCAGCCCCGGGAGAAUGCUGUCCUGCCUGCACAGGCUGUUUCUAUUAUGGGAUGUCCAGAGUUGAAGGGGACGUAUUCUCUCUCUCUGAGGAGAACUGCACAGUCUGUGUCUGCCUGUGUGUCCUUUUCAUUAAUAAUGUGCUUCUUCAGCAAGGUGAAGUGGAGUGCUCUUUCAUUCCAUGCCCCACCCCAGGAUGUCCCCGUGAGGACUGGCUGUUGGCUCCAGGACAGUGCUGCUUCACCUGCCGAAAGACUGCACUCAUGACAGGUUGCUUUAUCGAUGACAAUGGAAUUGAAUUUCCAGUGGGACAACUCUGGUCGCCGGGUGAUCCCUGUGAGUUAUGCAUCUGCCAGGCAGAUGGUUCAGUGAGCUGUAAGAGGACAGAUUGUUUGGAGAUGUGUCCUCAUCCAAUCCGAAUCCCUGGACAGUGCUGUCCAGAUUGCUCAGCAGGUUGUACCUAUGCAGGGAAGAUCUUCUAUAACAAUGAAACCUUCCCCUCUGUCUUGGAUCCAUGUCUAAGUUGCAUUUGUUUGCUGGGCUCUGUAGCCUGUUCUCCUGUGGACUGCGUCGUAUCCUGUACCUACCCUUUCCAUCCAGAAGGAGAGUGCUGUCCAAUUUGUCACGACUGCAAUUACAGGGGAAGAAAAGUAAUCAAUGGACACAACUUUGUUCCUGAAGAUGAACCCUGUGUUUAUUGUACCUGCCAGCUUGGGGAGGUGAGCUGUGAGAGGAAGACUUGUACAAAGACUUGUCCAGAGCCCUUUGGUCCUCUGACUCAUUGCUGCAUGGACUGCCAAAAUAAUGAAGUUAUGGAUGAUUUGGCUUCCCUGGAGAAUAGACUAGCCAACCCUGUCUUGGAAGAUGGAGCAGCAGAGAGACCCUUGCAAACUCUUCAAAGAAGUCCCAUGGCUCUGAUGUCUGACAGCUCUACCCCUAACAUUGCCUCACUUACUCCAGAUGAUCCUCUUGAAGCAAGUAAUGCAAAUGAUCAGGAGACUGUACUUACGAGCCCAAUUGCACUAGGAAAUGUUGGACUCCACCAAAGCAGACCAGGAGAGGCCACUAGGUUGCAUCUCAAUGAACCACCAAGUAUCAUCCCUCCUUCUUGGCUAAGCCACUCAGCGAUUCCUCAAAUAAAGCCAGAGUCCACUGUAUCACUUCUAAAUAAACCAGAGAGCUUUGGGGAUCCUCCUAGAAAAUCAAUUGGGUCCUCCAUGACUCAUUCCAGCCUGUCCUCUCUUUAUUCAAGAUCAAGCAGAACCACUCCAUCUCCCCCUACAGCUCAUAUUUCCAAUCCAUCCACUCCAGCUAACCUCAAAAAGUCCGUAACUGCCUUAUUUCAGGAUUCAAACUCCCACAACAUUCCUUUGCAACCUCUGGCUGAAACAUUUUCUUCCUCGGCCAGCUCUAAUCUAGAUUCUCUUCAAGAGCUUCCUAGCAGCCCAACUCACAUCACAUAUUUUUCUUUGGACCAGCAAAAUGCGGGGAAUGGCUCUAAAUUAACCUCUAGUAAUGAGAAUAGCCUCACUGAUAUAUCUCAGACUGGAGAAUAAGAGGGACAUAAUUAUUAUGAAUAAGGGGAACAUAACCACUUUAAUCUCAUAAAAACAAGAGCAUCUGCCUAUGUGGUUGCUGUUUGCUAGAUUUCUCACUAUGUAUUCAUGGAAACUAUUUCUCACUAUGUAUUCAUGGAAAUAAUCUCCAUUAUAAUUUCUGGUUUCUUAGAAAGCAGAUCCUCUUAUCGGGGAUAUCACUUCAGCUCUUGAUUGUAUUGAGGUUCUUACUUAAUGAAUGCUGCAUUGGACCUAGAAGAUAGUAGAAAAAUGCCUUUUGUUGCAAUAUCAGUAUAAACAUUCUGGUAAAGCAUAAAUAUUUCAGAACGAAAGCAUGACAAAUAGAAUCGUAGGCUAAUUCAACCUCUUGUCUUGCAUGUUGUAUGACUGGCUUAAUGCCAGCA